Esox lucius (northern pike) is the source of this 6608-nucleotide messenger RNA. It is a transcript of the gene pde4ca, whose product is annotated as phosphodiesterase 4C, cAMP-specific a. The transcript has 15 exons. NCBI's taxonomy places the organism in Eukaryota, Metazoa, Chordata, Actinopteri, Esociformes, Esocidae. Gene Ontology annotation, molecular function: 3',5'-cyclic-AMP phosphodiesterase activity. Gene Ontology annotation, biological process: signal transduction. The coding region runs from base 984 to 3188 and encodes 734 amino acids. The record is from RefSeq and is a predicted model, not a curated record. Gene Ontology annotation, cellular component: perinuclear region of cytoplasm; cytosol; nucleus.
UGUUGUUGUUAGUUGUUCCAGGCCAGAGUUUAGUCUCGGCAAUCUCAGGAGAGAAAAGAGUAGAGUCUGUUGUGGAUGGCUGAGGAGGCCACACACUCCAGGAAGCAUCGGAUGGGAUUAUAUUCCUCUAUUUCUCUCUCUCUCUCUCUUUACUUUUUCCUCCAGGGAUGAAGGUCUUUGAGCUUAAUUUCAACAAAGAAAGAAGCAUUUGCUGAGCUUUAGAAGAGCCCUGUGUCAGAUUUCUGAGGCGGCCGUUGAAGAAAAUAAAAGUUUGGACCCUAUUUGGAGAAUACCUCUGACCUUUGGGAAGAUUAAGCUUGCUGUUUCCUAUUUAGGUGUGCUAGGAGAGAAAGUGAGAAGUUGAUCUUGGCUGCUCACUGGUGAGCAGAAAGGGAAACAAGCAGGCAAUUAGCUUCAGAUCUGCGCUGACAGCUGAUAUGAGCCACACGUUCAGUUGAUUAGAUUUGGCCAGACUACCAGUUGCUAUACUGAUAGACUUGCUGAGAUGGGCUCUUAACAGGCACCAGUCUUUUUUUCAUGUGGGUUUGCAAAGACCUGGUUGGAAUUGAAUUGUUCUAACAUAUGAACAUAUCCUCGCAGCAAGGACCAGAUGCUGUAGAAUUUCAGCUGCUUAGUAGGGCAAACUUUCCGAUUGAUGGAUUUUGCUCUUCAAUUAAGGCCACUACUUCCUCUUGUCAGGCGGAACCCAGCAGACCUAACCUUUGACUGUUCUGAACUUUAAUUUGUCCCACUUGUUUCUCUGCUAAAUGCUGUGUAUCUAACUUCGUUCGAUUUUAUUAAGUGUUUGUUCUCCAAAAAGGGACCUUUCACUUUACGAGACCGGACAAAAAUGGGGGUUUCGGACAUGCUGGCAAAAUUCUAGUUCCCUGAGAUGUUGCACUGCAUUCUAUUCAUCCCCUGACAACUGAAGGUCACCCUGUGAAUUCCACCAGUACAUUUGGCUUUUUCACGCCGCCGACACAAUGAUGAACAAAGACUCUCGCUUCCCCAGGAAGACCGUGCACAGCAACCCCUCCUCUCGAAGGCAUUCAUGCAUUGGUUUUGAUGUUGAGAAUGGAUUGUCUGUGGGGCGAAGCCCCUUGGACCCCCAGGCCAGUCCCGGUUCCGGCCUGGUGCUACAAGCCAACUACGCCCACAGCCAGCGCCGUGAGUCCUUUCUCUACCGCUCCGACUCCGACUUUGACCUCUCACCCAAGGCCCCCUCCAGGAACUCCUCUACUGCCAGCGAGCUGGAAGAAAGCUUGAAGCACUGGGAUGUCAACUGGUUGUCUCGACACGGAGAAGACAUGAUUGUGACACCAUUUGCACAGGUGCUUGCCAGUUUGAGGACGGUAAGGAGCAACUUUGCAGUUCUGACCCAUCAGCAAGACCGUCAACCCAGCAAGAAAACUGGAAGUAACCCACCAUCCAUGUGCAAGACAAGUUUAGCAGAGGAGCCGUUCCAGCAGCUGGCGGUGGAGACGCUGGAUGAGCUGGACUGGUGUCUGGAGCAGCUGGAGACUCUGAAGACGCGCCACUCCGUCAGUGAGAUGGCCUCAAACAAGUUCAAGCGGAUGCUGAACAGAGAGCUCACUCAGUUGUCAGAGACCAGCCGGUCAGGAAACCAGGUGUCUGAGUUCAUCUCCAGCACCUUCUUAGAAAAGCAACAUGACAUGGAGAUCAUGUCUCCACCCACCAAGGAGAAGAAGGAGAAGACCGACAAGAAGAAGCGCCCCAUGUCCCAGAUUGUGGGGGUGAAGAAGCCUAUCCAAGUCCCCAGUGUGGCGCCCUCCAUCAUCCCCCGCUUUGGGGUCGCUUCCUGUCAGGAAGGUCUCCUCGCCAAGGAGUUGGAAGAUGUGAACCGCUGGGGUAUAGAUAUUUUCAAAAUAUCAGAAUAUUCUGGAAAUCGUCCACUUACAGUGGCAAUGUAUUCAGUUUUCCAGGAGCGAGAGCUGCUCAAGUCCUUUAAGAUACCUGCGGACACCUUCAUCACCUUCAUGAUGACUCUGGAGCACCACUACCAUGCCGACGUGGCCUACCACAACAACAUCCACGCCGCCGACGUGGUCCAGUCCACCCAUGUCCUCCUGUCCACACCCGCCCUGGAGGCUGUGUUCACUGACUUGGAGAUCCUAGCUGCUCUGUUUGCCAGUGCUAUACAUGAUGUGGAUCACCCAGGCGUAUCCAACCAGUUCCUCAUAAACACCAACUCAGAGCUAGCCCUGAUGUACAACGACUCGUCUGUCCUGGAGAACCACCACUUGGCCGUGGGCUUCAAGCUCCUACAGGAGGAGAACUGUGACAUCUUCCAGAACCUCAGCAAGAAACAGAGACAGUCCCUCAGGAAGAUGGUCAUUGACAUGGUGCUGGCCACAGACAUGUCCAAACACAUGAACCUGCUGGCUGACCUGAAGACCAUGGUGGAGACCAAGAAGGUGACCAGUCUGGGAGUGCUUCUGCUUGACAACUAUGGAGAUCGUAUCCAGGUUCUCCAGAACAUGGUCCACUGCGCUGACCUCAGCAACCCCACCAAACCCCUGGAGCUGUACCGUCAGUGGACGGAUCGGAUCAUGGUGGAGUUCUUCACACAGGGGGACCGGGAACGGGACAAGGGCAUGGAGGUCAGCCCCAUGUGUGACAAACACAACGCAUCCGUCGAGAAGAACCAGGUGGGCUUCAUCGACUACAUCGUCCAUCCCCUGUGGGAGACCUGGGCCGACCUCGUGCACCCUGACGCCCAGGACAUCCUGGACACCCUGGAGGACAACCGCGAGUGGUACCAGAGCAUGAUCCCCCACAGCCCCUCGCCCACCCCGGACGCCAAGGACAAGGACCUGCCAAUGGGGGCCGGAGGGGGCGGCGGACCCUCAGCCGGGGACAAGUUCCAGUUUGAGCUGACCUUAGAAGAAGAGCGAGAGUCUGACACAGAGAGCCCCACAGAAGAGGAGCAGGGCUGUAGCUGUGCAGGAGUGGAGCCUACUAGGACUGACCAAGACAGCAUACUCCCUCCUGUGUCUGCCACUGCGCGUCCAUACUCUCAAGCACUCUCCAAAAUGGCCACUUCUGUCCUCAACCUUGAUGGCAGGACUUUGUCAACUGACACUAACCCAGACAGGGAGGCCGCUGAAGUCAGAGAUCACGACCCAGAAGGUAACGCUGGCGUGAGGCGCUUCAGGUUAGGGACAUAGCACUAGAGCUAUUGUUCUUUAUAUUUUUUAUUUUGUGCCUCCCAACCGGAUCCCUUCAAACCUCGCCCCCCACCCCCCCCCCAUUUCUGGCUUCCUUGGACUAAAUGACAGAGAAAAGCUUGGGUAGAGAACAUGGAGGGGUGGGUUCUGGAAGCUUAUUAGGCUGUCAGUCACCUUGCACUGGAGAGAUGAGAGCUGUUCCACUGUUCCUUGUAUAAAACAAUGUUUUGAGCUGGUCUUUUACAUUUUACCACGUUGGACAUAUGUCACCUUUUUUGGCCCACGUUUGCCAGGCAGAAGCUCAAUUGAUGGAGAAAGAGCUAGGACUUUUGCGUGACAUGUCUUCCACUUCACUACUUGACCGCUUGAAAAAAUUAAGGAAGCGAAGAGACAGCGAAAACCAGAGAGUCUUUUCAGACAUCAUGCCAAACAGCGCAAUGAACAGAUUCUUGGCAUACGGCAAUAUUUGCCAGCCCUUAUCAACUGUUGAUCAUUGUAUCUUUUUAAGUCACUUACAGACUACCAAAUGUGUACUACAAAGGACAAAGUACAAAUCAGCAACUUUUGAUUAAGAGGUUGUUUUAAUGUAGCACUAUUUUUUUGGGGUACCCCCGUUCCAACUGCUACCGUGUAUCUGGCCGCAGCCCUUGCUUCACAUACAGGUUCAGGCUUUCUCCCACAACUGAGACCUGAACUGUCACGUGUCAACCCGCAAAACCUACACUGAUUCGGGGGGGGGGUUAGAAGUAUCCCAAAGCUUUGCUGUGGGCCCCUGGCGCCUCCCGGUGUUGGAUAUGGGAAUUGAUGGCACGUGUAAUCCGAUUGGAGGCAUUCUAAAUGCCGGUUCCUACUGUAAACUAACAGCAGGCAUGAUAAUUGAAUUGGGUUUAGCUGUGGUGUUGUUGAUACCCAGGGUACCCAAAACAAGCACUUCAGUUAAUAUUUAGUACUUCUCUGUAUGAUUUAAUUUUAAGAAAUAUAUAUAUAUAUAUAUAUAUAUAUAUAUAUAUAUAUAUAUAUAUAUAUAUUUGAAGUAAUUCAAAGUGUAUAGAUACUGCUUUAUAAUGUAUUUGUGUUUAUCCUCAACCUGUUUAUGACACCCAUUUCGUCAUUCUGCCUCAACUCUUAGCACUUUACAAUUUCCCUCACAGCCAAUCCCCUACCUGCUUGAAAGGGCUUGAGCUAACCCAUGAACACAUUAGAGGCAGAUGACAGAGAUGUUUUUUUUUUUCCACUGGCACCGAGGUAACCAGCACCCCAUUCUGGCACAUCAACAGGACUAGAUGCUCUGAGGGAACCUGGACAAAAUGAAGCACUGUUUGACAGGAGGUCUUUAGGACAAACUGUACAAAGUCCUUUUAUGUCCAUUGUUACAGUACGGUAGGUCUGACAUUUUCCUCCUACUUCAGGUACCAUCAUCAUUGGUCACAUUUUGAACUAGUUGAACAACUGAGAUACUUUGGUAGAAUUUACCUGUGUUCGCUGCACUCAUGUGGAAAAUGUUUUUUUUUUUUUGUCCGACUGUUUCAGAAAUAUGAAAGAUUUGCAACUAAAGAGCAAAUCUGACUGUCCCCGAACAAGAACAUGGGACAGUUUUCUAUGCCAGAAUUUUUUUCUCCCUUUUCCUUUUGUCAUGGAUCAAUAUCCUGCUCUUCACAGGGACAUAGCCAAUGACAAUACAAGUGCCAAGCAAACAUGACACAACUCGUACUGUAAUUUCCAUUUUGCCCCUGGCUAUUUUCCAUCAGUGAUUGACGGACAGCAGUGUUGAUCAUGUCGCCCUCCCUUUUGUACCCAUCCUGUCCCAUUGGCUUCUGUUUCAGAACAAUAAUCCACUGAUAACUCUACUUUUCUUAAAGAUGUGGUUUGUAUGACGAUAUUUGGAUUUAUUGAAUUUAUAAAGAAACCAAAGCACUUUGUAUGGUACUUUGACAAGUCCGCACUUCCAGUACAGUUGACUGUAAUCUAACUGUUGUCUAAUCCACAUUAGAAUUCUGUCUAUACUCUGUAACCUGGUAUUAUAUGGCUUGAUGCCAGGCUGGCCCUAUGCAUUAGUGACAUAAGCAACUGCUUGGGGCCCGGUGGUUGCUUGGAACUCAUUUGGAGUCUAAACUUGCUUUCUAAAUGAGCUCCCCUUGUAUUUACUGGUUUACAGUGUACUGUAUUUGACGGCCAUAAAGAGUCACAGAGCCAAGUUAUCUCAGUAAUCAAGUUACCUCAGUUUUCAUUGGCUCUACACCCACCUAUGUUUGUCUUUCGACAGCGACGGUCUACAAAAUUUUCUACAAAAAACUACACUCAGCCAAUUUUAAGAUGAAAUCUUAAACACCAUUGAAAAAACUAAGUAUAUGAAUCUGCAACUGUGACGUAAGAGGCAUCACUUUCAUAGUGCAUAUUAACAUGGCAAAAUGUAUGGCCACCUCCCUGACUCUUCAUCCAAUGAAAUUACAUUCAGGCCUCUCUGGCAGUUACCAGAAACCUAUGGGUUUGGUCAGAGCAUGUGAGUGUAGCAAUGGUUUGAAAAUUCACUUUGAUACUCUGAUUGGUUAGUAACAAUGUAAUUGCAACAAAACAACAACGGUUCACGUAGAGCCCCCAAAAUGCUAGGGCCGGCCCUGAACUAAUGCCUACAACAGGCUGAACCAAUGUAGCCGAAACAGGGGAGGUGUUAUCGGAUUUACAUUUUAUGUAACUAGAUGUCUUUUGAUGGACAUGCAUGACUUGUAAGAAAAGUUUCCAAGUAUCUAAAAUAAGCUAAUCUGUGUGGACGGAAAAACAAACGUCUGAGCUACAAUCAUGGUUCUAUGUUGAGUUUUUCAAAAGAUCUAGAAAAUGUGACUUUCUGGAGCCUUAUAUUUGCAUCCGUUUUCUUUCAUCGUAGAUUUGAUACUUGAUAGAGAGGGGAUACACCAGUGCUCAAACUGUGGUUGAGCAAUCGCAGCUGUAUGACAUCAGUUUCAUGAAAGGAUUCAGUUGUGCGUGUCACUUAACAUUUAUUGUUUUGUAUAUUUUCUUUGCAACGCUUUGUGUACAGUGUAUUUAUUAUUUCUGUGUAUCUGUCUGAAAUGAAAAACUACAGACCUUGCUGGGGGCUGAGUAUUUAUUUGUAUACCUUCUGAGGUUUGGGAGAAAACGCUUGACAGAUUUUAACUGCAGUACUCAACCGAAUGUUUUAGUUUCCUUAUGUCUGCCAUUUGAAAAGAAACCUGUUUUUUUUUUUUUUCUAGAUAGCAUCAGUAAGGUAAGAGAUUCCUCAAGUUUCAGACAUGCUAUUCCUUUGUUUCUCUCCUGACCAGAACUUCUCAGUCAGCAGUCUUGACAAUCCAAACAACUGUUUACUACGGGUUUAAAAGCUCUGUUUGCCUAAAUUGUAUGCCUGUCCACCUUGCCAAUAAAGGAGUCUUCAUGCUUUGGACAUCA